Messenger RNA from Puntigrus tetrazona (Sumatra barb), 4074 nucleotides. RefSeq names its product LMBR1 domain containing 2b (gene lmbrd2b). The record is from RefSeq and is a predicted model, not a curated record. Gene Ontology annotation, cellular component: membrane. The coding region runs from base 183 to 2288 and encodes 701 amino acids. The transcript has 18 exons. NCBI's taxonomy places the organism in Eukaryota, Metazoa, Chordata, Actinopteri, Cypriniformes, Cyprinidae. Gene Ontology annotation, biological process: adrenergic receptor signaling pathway.
GUUUUCUAGAAAUCAGUGAAAUGUGGGUUUCCUCCAGGUAAUAUAUUUAUCAUCGCACAGUUCUGUACAUUCGUCUUUGCUUUGGAAACGAAUUAAGGUAUUAGCUUUUUGCGUCUCGCGUUUCUCUGCAGGUCCGAGUUGUUCUCGGUCCCUGGAAGAGUGAGAGGAGUGCGGUGGGCACUAUGAGCGGGGCGGCGCUGGGAAUAGAGAUUGUGGUUGUCUUUUUCCUGGCUCUCUUCCUCCUGCAUCGCUAUGGCGACUUCAAGAAGCAGCAGCGCAUGGUUCUCUUUGGCACACUGCUGGCUUGGUAUUUAUGCUUUCUCAUCGUCUUCAUUCUCCCCCUGGAUGUCAGCACGACAAUCUACAAGCAGUGUUUAAUUGAUCACGAAGCACAUGCCCGGACGCCCUCUGUGAGCCCUGUCCUUUCAAACCAGACCACUUCGAAUACCUCCAUCUCACCCACUAAAAGUGCGUGCUAUAAACCAUGGAGCUACAUUCCAGAUGGCAUCAUGCCUGUGUUCUGGAGAGUUGUUUAUUGGACCUCGCAGUGUCUUACGUGGCUCCUUCUGCCAUUCAUGCAGUCGUAUGCUCGUUCUGGAGGAUUCUCCAUUACAGGAAAGAUCAAGACGGCCCUCAUUGAGAAUGCCAUCUAUUAUGGCACAUACCUUUUCAUCUUCGGCUCUCUUCUCAUUUACGUGGCAGUACAUCCUCAGUGGCAACUCUCCUGGUAUGAGCUGCAAACCAUCGGCAUCACUGCGGCCAACACUUGGGGUCUGUUUCUUCUAGUGCUGCUUCUGGGCUACGGCCUGGUUGAGAUCCCUCGCUCGUACUGGGAGGCCUCGCGCCAGGGUCACCUCCUCAUCAAGACUUAUUUUAAAGCAGCCAAGCUCAUGACAGAGAAAGCAGAUUCAGAGGAGAACCUAGAAGAUGUCAUGGAGGAAGUGAGAAAAAUCAAUGAAUCUAUCAAAUAUAAUCAUCCGUUGAGGAAGAAUGUAGACACCAUUCUCCGAAAGUGUCCAGUUGAAUAUCAGGAGAAAAUGGGCAGAAACAUGGACGACUUUGAGGAUUUUGAUGAUAAACAAAACGCGUAUCCUACUGAAAGAAGCCUUUCCAAACUACACAAGCAGGUGAUUUACGCCGUGCAGCGACACAAUCGCACCCGUGUUCAGUGGCAGAUAUUGCUGGAACAGGCUUUUCAUCUCGAGGACGUUGCCAAGAACGAAACUAGCACCUCUCGGCAGUUCGUUCACAGCUUUGCCCCUCCAGAACCUGUAGGCUGGUUCAGACGCUACAUUUAUACUCCCUCAGUAGAGUGGUACUGGGAGUGUUUGCUGAAGCAGUGGUUUUACCGUGUGCUGUCUGUGGUUCUGUCGCUCUUUUCGGUGGCUGUGGUUUGGUCCGAGUGCACUUUCUUCAGCACUCGUCCGGUUCUGUCACUCUUCGCUGUAUUUAUCCAGCUUGCUGAAAGGGAUUACAACUACCUGUACAUUGAGAUGGCGUGCUUCAUUACCAUCUUUUUCCUCUGCACCUGCGUCUACUCCACUGUAUUUCGUAUCCGAGUCUUCAACUACUACUACCUGGCCUCACAUCACCAAACCGACGCUUACAGCCUGCAGUUCAGCGGCAUGCUUUUUUGCCGCUUGACUCCCCCGCUUUGUCUGAACUUCCUGGGACUGAUUCACAUGGAUUCAGCCAUAUCCCACCAAGCAAAGGAGCAAACGGCAUACACCUCUAUCAUGGGUUCAAUGAGGGUCUUGUCCUUCAUUGCCAAUGGCUUCUACAUAUAUUACCCCAUGCUGAUCGUCAUUCUCUGCAUUGCUACAUACUUCAGUCUUGGCACACGUUGCCUGAACCUCCUGGGUUUCCAGCAGUUCAUGGGAGACAACGAAAUGACCUCUGACCUCAUAGAUGAAGGCAGAGAACUCCUGCGCAGAGAAAGAAGAAAACGCCAAAGAAUAGAAGAUGGGGAGAACAGACGAAGAGAAUGGAGAGAGCGUUAUGCACAACGAGAUGAGAUUGCUGCCAGAAAUCGGAUGUCCAUGUCCGAGAUGAAGGAAACCAACUAUGGCGAGACCCUAAAUUCAAACACGAACCGGCAGGCCAAGUACACCCGUAGCGGCAGCCAGACAGGACGAGACAGCAUUGAGUUGUUGCAAGAUGCUGAGCCGCUGGACUUUAAUGCUGAAACACUCAAUGAUGACCCUUUGCAAUCUGAACCUGGCAGACAUGCCGGUGGAAGGUACCUCUCAAUGUCUUCUUCUCGAAGCCGAAUCUUUGAUGAUGUUUGAUGUUUCUCACUACCAUGAGAAAAUAAGCUGAAUUUUACCUCUAAAACGCUCAUCUCUACAGGUGUGGUCUGUCCCUCUCAAUUUAAACAUCUUCAACUUCCUGUAUGCUGUAAUGCAGUGUAGUCAUCAGCAUGCAUCCUGAUAAACACAGACACAUAGAAAAAUACACACACUUGUUUUGAAGUGCCAGACAGUCAGACUGCUAGUUGAGACAAAUCAGAAAGGCCUCUUUCGCUUACAGUUUCCUCGAACAAUGAGUCAGAGGUAAUGCUGAACAGUCUAGCACGUCAUGAAAGAUACUACAGAUGGGAAAGAUUUAGAUCAUUACACUGUUUCUCAUAAUUUUCUGCUGAUAGGUAUCAGGUCAUGUAUCUGAGUGUUUACAUCAGUCAAGUAAAUAUGAACUGACAUCAAUGUGGCCAAUUUGUGUUAGUUGUUACUGUGAAUAGAGAUUUUAUAGGUCUAGAUAUAGGCUGUCUUACAGAAUACUGUGCAGUUGUGUAUGUUUGUUUGUUUUUUUAAUUGUUUUGAGGAUUAAGGGGUUUGGAAUUUUGCAGUAUAAAUAACAUCCAUAUUUACAUUUUCAAAGUAUAAUGGCCAUUCAUCUGGGAGGCAAAAAAAUAAGUACAUAAAUGUAUUAAAUAUAUUACAAUAAUAAUAUAUAUAUAUAUAUAUAUAUAUAUAUAUAUAUAUAUAUAUAUAUAUAUAUAUAUAUAUAUAUAUAUAUAAAAUGUGAAGUUCAUCUUAAUAUUCCACCCAUUAAACUGUUAUUUUAUCUUUUUUAAAGAAUGAAGAAAAUAACUAAGUAUAGUAUUUAUUUAAAAAAAAAAAUAAUAAUAAUAAAUUGGUACUUAAACUGUGUUAUUUAUAUCUUUUGGACACAUUCUUUGCUUGUUUCAGAUGGCUGCUACUCAGCUGUUAUUAACUUAUUUAUAAUUGUUAAUUAAUAUUUGUUUUAACAUUAUUUUAGUUCUAGUCUUGUGGAUGAAUGUCUCAUAGGCCAUUUUUGAUUUGCACUGUCACGUACGUCACGUAUUCAGAAUAGGCAAAGCUGUUAAAAUAUAUUUAAGAACACAUUCUGUUGUGUCAGGUUAAAUGCAUUACAAAAAGUACUUAUGUGCUGUUUUUUCAGACUUCUCUUUAUCUCGUCUCUUUAUCACAAGCUCAGUUUUCUUAUAGAAAACGGACCGUCAGUAUAUGAAUGUCUUGAAGGAACCGUUAGCAACUACAUAACAAGCUUCUAAAACAAGACUAGCGAGUGCAUGUCAACAUGUGAGGGAAUCACAUUUUUAAUACAUAAAAUUCUCACUGUACACAGAGCCAUCAAGCGUAUCUUUGCAUGGUAUUCUUCUGAAUAUGCGGAGGAGUCUUGUUUCUCACAGGAAGUGCAGUAGCAGCUAUGAGUAAUUUAUAUUUCACUGCAUAGUAUGUCUGUACUCUCCUCAAAUGCUAAGCAUCUUGAUUUCAUUUUUAUUUAAUGUAUAUUCAUAGAAAAUGUAGCCCUUCAAUUUUAAAUAAGGGGGCCUUAUUUUGUGUUUUUGGUUCAAACCUUUUGGUUUGAUGAUAAUUAUUCAUAUCUACUGUGUAUUUAUGAAGACUUUCUUUCCAAUGAGGUGUAAUCUUUUUGAUAUGGUCAGUCCUCAAGUAGUGUAUUGAUGAAGGCCAACUGGAAUCUAAUGCUGGAAUCUGUUGAUUUGUAUAUUUGGUGUAAGUGAAAAUUGUGGUACAUUCCAAAUAGACACAUAUGUAAUCUUGCAAUUAUGAAUAAAUGAUUGAUUCAAUCGCA